Hemiscyllium ocellatum (epaulette shark) is the source of this 4751-nucleotide messenger RNA. Its product is annotated as UDP-N-acetylglucosamine transporter-like. The record is from RefSeq and is a predicted model, not a curated record. NCBI's taxonomy places the organism in Eukaryota, Metazoa, Chordata, Chondrichthyes, Orectolobiformes, Hemiscylliidae. Gene Ontology annotation, molecular function: UDP-galactose transmembrane transporter activity. Gene Ontology annotation, biological process: pyrimidine nucleotide-sugar transmembrane transport. Gene Ontology annotation, cellular component: Golgi membrane. The transcript is spliced from 9 exons. Bases 300 to 1280 code for a protein of 326 amino acids.
GGGAGAGAUGUUCUCGCGAGAAGAGAUGAGCAGGCCGUCGCUAUCGGAGGAGUAGCGGCCAUUUCCCUGAGAGGACAUUCAGGUGAGAGGAGGACAGCAGAGCCUACACUCCCAUCAUCUCCCAACGUCGCGACAACACACACUCUCUCUCGCUCAACAAUGCGGACACCAAGCUAAACUCGAAUGUGGCGGACUAAACUACACUCCCCAUCGGCCAUGGCGGCAGAGCUCCCAUCCAUGUUGUGACAUCUAGCACUGAUGUCUGUGGGAAUUUUAGAAAGGUAAAUAACAGUGGAAAUAUGUUGCUCAAUUUGAAAUACAUUUCACUGGGAGUUCUAGUAUUUCAGACUACCAGCCUUGUGCUGACUAUGCGUUAUUCACGUACUUUCAAGGAAGAAGGACCUCGUUACCUAGCAUCAACAGCUGUUGUAAUUGCAGAGAUGAUGAAGAUUGCAGCAUGCCUUUUAAUAGUCUAUAAGGAUUCUGCUUACAGUUUUAAAGCACUAAAUAGAGUAUUACAAGAUGAAAUUAUUAACAAACCAAUGGAUACACUAAAACUUGCCAUUCCUUCUGGAAUUUAUACACUUCAGAAUAAUCUCCUUUAUGUUGCAUUGUCCAAUUUAGAUGCAGCAACAUACCAGGUUACUUACCAGCUAAAGGUUCUUACUACAGCUUUCUUUUCUGUGACGAUGCUUGGUAAAAACCUCGGUGUUUAUCAAUGGCUUUCCCUGUUAAUAUUAAUGGCAGGAGUCACACUUGUUCAGUGGCCAACAGAUACCACAGAAGAGGUAAAGCAGGAGCUCUCUGCAGGUUCCCAGUUUGUGGGUUUGAUAGCUGUGCUCAGUGCUUGUUUAUCCAGUGGAUUUGCAGGAGUUUACUUUGAGAAAAUCCUUAAGGGGACAAAACAGUCAGUUUGGAUUAGAAACAUUCAAUUAGGUUUGUUCGGAAGUAUUUUUGGAAUCAUGGGUGUAUAUGUAUAUGAUGGACAACGAGUAAAAGAACAUGGAAUCUUCCAGGGGUACAACAAAUUCACUUGGAUUGUUGUCAUUCUACAGGCUCUUGGCGGUCUAGUAAUAGCAGCAGUCAUCAAGUAUGCAGAUAAUAUCUUGAAAGGCUUUGCCACAUCAUUAUCUAUCAUUCUUUCAACAUUGAUCUCUUACUUCUGGCUGCAAGACUUUGUGCCCACCAGUGUCUUUUUCUUCGGAGCCAUUCUGGUGAUAACUGCAACAUUUCUAUAUGGAUAUGAACCCAAGAACAUCUCCGAUCCAAGCAAAGCAUGAUGCAGUAUCAAUCAGCACAGCAGUUCAUUCAUGUGCAGGUGUAAAACUCAUCAAAGAGUCUAAAUACUCACCUGGAGGCACUUAACUGUCCAAAAUAAUGUUCUUUAACUUACAUAAUUAUUAUGGAACUUGCAUUAUAAUUUAAGUGGGUAUAAGUGGGAAGAUAUAUGUAAUUUCAUAGGAUCUUGAUGAAUGUAUAGACUGAUGGCACUCUUAACCUUUGAAUACCAACGGCCAAAUACAAAGCAAAUAUAGGCAGAUCAGUAGUUGGAACAAUCAUGCUUGACUUCAGUGACAGAAAUAGACUAUGCAAUGUAUGAUCAGGGUUCAUAAAUUGAUACGGUUUACAAAUAGAUUUUGGUUUUCUGACAAAAUAUUUUAAGUUAAAUUGAAAACAAGUUUACAAGUUGAAGCAUGUUCAUUUUCAAGGAUGUGAAUAAGUGAAGGAUGUCCUAUAUCUGUUUUUCAAUAAAGUUAUGAUAUUUUAGUCCAAAACCUGCAAACUACAGCUUUGUUUAAAACAAAAGAAAUGAAAAUACCAUGUGUUGCUGAAAGCCAACUUUUCCUUUGUCUUUUUGAAAGAGCAAAGUGGCCAUUUUAUUUCUGUGCUGCUGUUUACACUUUUAUGCAUUAGACUGGACCAAACAGUGGAAUCUGAUUCCCAAAAUGGUUAAAAAAUCCAGAAUUAUGUGGUUUUAAAAAUUGAUUUGCUUAUCACAACAAGCCAGUAAAUAUGGAUAUAAAUAUUGCAUCAAACAGUCUGCAACAAUUUCACCAUUGUGGAAAAUGUUAUUUGUCAAAAUUCUUUCUAGUGAAAAAGUCAAUGAAGAGUGGUUCAUCUGACUGAAUGUGACUCAAAUGUUGUUAAUCUAUUUCUGGCAAUUAAUACUCCUUCUGAAAAGUUUGAUCUCAAUUUUUCAAAGACAACCUAUCCUAAAUCUGUACCUUAAAUUAUCUGCUGUGAAAUGACUGGUACUAUCUGAUUAAUAUGUUGACAGAAACCUUGAACAGGCAAUGUAGUUAAUGUUUGAUGUAACAGAAAUAGCUGAUCCUUUAAACUGUAUUUUCCACACUGCAUUGUUUUCCUUCUAUUCAUCAUUUUAUUUUAUCUUAAAUUUUCUGUGCAUAAUCUGAACAGAGUUUAAAGAUUGUUAUUUGAUUUGUGAACGUUAUAUUUUAAUAGAGGGCUCAUAAGAAUUGUAAAAGGUAACUCUCAAAUUUCUUGUUUAGUUUAUAACAUCAUUACAGUAAGUCCUCGUUUAUAGUGGUGGUUGUGUUCCUGAAAAUCAUGACUUUUAAGUGAAACAUUAAACCAAUCAUAACAUUGUAGUUAGAUCAGUAGGACCUACCUUCUCAGAAAAACAGCUAUUAAAAUAUUAUACCCUUUAACUUGAAAUAUUUAAUACUGAUAAAUUAAGUAACUUUUAAAAUAAAUUUAAAAUAUGUAAAAAAUGUAACGAGCUAAUAACAGUAUCGCCUUUUCAACAAUGAUCCUACUUAAAGAUGCUCCUGUUCUCUGAUUCUCCUUAUUACUCACCCUCCUCACUCCACAACUCUGCAAUUUGCAGUUUUGCCCCUGUUCUCUGACCUCCAAGUGUGGCCUCCCAUCCUCUUGCCGUUCCUUUUCCCAUUGAAGAUCCAGGUCCAUCCUGGAGAGCUGAUCUAGUGGAAGUGUAAUUCCUCAUGAUUCAGAAAUUAUAGGGAUUUUACAAUAAUGUUUUUAUAAGUUCCAUCUCUGUGCUUACCUCACUUGAACCCUCUCUGUGAACAAGGUCUUAGGAGACCAGCAGUGUGGCAGGAGCAGCUUUAAAUUAUUUUAAGAAAAUGGACAACAAUCUUGCAUGCAGGUCUGAAGGUAAAAGUUAUUUAUAUGCUCUAUGUUUAAGCCUUUCCUGGUCUUUCCACAUUAGAUUUCUUGUUCUGAUCAUAACACAAUGCAAUGUUUUCUUUAGAGCUGAUCCUUUACCAAGAAUGUAGUUAUUUUUAGGGUGAAAGAUCAUUUGUUAAUUCACAUAUUGUAGUAAUAGAGGUAUGUCCACUUAUUCCCUACAUAAUUGUUAUAAAAUUGUUGCUGAAGGGUGUGGUUGAGGCACUAGAAAGCAUCUUGAGUUUCAUUAUUGCUUAUUGGGUAUAAAGCUUACAUGUUUCAAUAUGUGCUGGUUUUAAUUAAAUUGGUAUUUUUCCAAGAUGUCAGUGAUAAAUAUUUUGUUAUGCCUAAGUUAAAUCCUGUUCCAGUUACAUAUUCCAAUAUACUGAUAAAUUACAAUUCUGUUAAAGUCUACUAUUUAUGUACAAUAUAGUUUUAUAAUUUGGGUUUUAUCAGAGGCAAAGUAAAUGAAAAAGAGUUUGUUUUUAAAUUCAAGUUUUCUCCUCUGAAGGCAUUGUUCUUUCCAAUACAGUUAUGUGGCUACCGGAUUCUUAUUGGUAUCUUACAAAGUGACUAUUGUUCAUGUGACAAUUCAUAUUGACUGGCUGGUUACCUGAAGGUUGAUGUUGCAGCAGAAUCUCUGCCCUCAACUGUCCUUCAUUUUGCCUUUUACUGAUGUUGAAAAAUAUGUGCUUUUAGCCAUUGUUAAUGGAUAGCAGUUUGAACCAGGAUCCCUCAAAGAUUUUCACUCCCUGAUUCUUGAUGCUAUGACCUGUUACUGCCUGGUAUCCACUGGCCUGUUCAAGAUCUGCUUACGCAGCUCUGUCAUGCAACUUUCUGCUCAAUGAGCCAACAGGGGAGGUCUGAAUGGAAGAAUUCUUUUUGGAAAGGUGUUGCAGCUACUUUCAAGAUCCCAGUUCAUUGGUGAUAAUGCCAAUUGUAUUGUGUUACAUAAAGGCAUCAUUGUUGAAAAAUCCAGGAUAGGUAAUUAUUAGUGAGCUUUCAAUUUAAACAGAGAAAAUGUGCUGGAGUCUGUAAUGUAAAUAGUCAGAAAUGUUACAUGUUGGCUGAGAAGCUGAUUCACAUUAAAUUAAAUUUGCAAUUAUACACAUUGACAGGAAAGUACAAUUACUUUUGUAACCAAGAACGGAAGUAUAAUUCAAUUUCCAGUGAAAUAUUUCAGCAUAGUUUAACUAGUUGUGGUAUUGAAUGAAAUCUUCCUUUUGCAUUUGGAUUAUGUAUAAUGUUGAUUUUUACAUCCUUAUAAAAUUGUCCCAUAAUAAUGAUAGUUCAUUCACAUUCCAAUAAUUAUUUGGCUAUGUAAAUUUGUUAGUGGUGUACAUUUUACUGAUGCAAUAUCCCAACAAAAAUAGGAGUUGCCAGCAGAGGUAACAAAUUACAGUUUUUGGAGGGGGAUUCUUGCUGGGGGCAUCAAAUUUAAAACUUUAAAUUUCUAUUCCUUAAUAUGAUAUGUAAAAUGUGGUUAUUCAACAAUGGCAAAGAUUGGGUUUGGCAUCUUUUAUUUGUGAUAUUUUAAUUAACUUUGCUGUAAACAUGCUGGUCUUGAGAUUCAUAUUUUAUAAAUAAAGUUUUUUGAUAUUCUA